This is a messenger RNA of Nicotiana tabacum (common tobacco), 486 nucleotides long. RefSeq lists its product as uncharacterized. The record is from RefSeq and is a predicted model, not a curated record. Lineage: Eukaryota; Viridiplantae; Streptophyta; Magnoliopsida; Solanales; Solanaceae. Gene Ontology annotation, molecular function: nucleic acid binding.
AUGCAUCAAUCGGGAUUCUAUUGGCCUAAUCUAUUGAAGAAAAAUAUUUUCACUAGAUUCAGAACUCCGCGUGCUUUGAUCAGCGAUGGAGGUACUCACUUUUGUAACAAACUGAUGGGCAACCUCUUAACUAAGUAUGGGGUAAGACACAAGGUCACAACUGCUUAUUAUUUGCAAACCAGUGGUCAAGUGAAGGCCUCCAAUAGGGAGGUAAAGCAAAUUUUGGAGAAAACAGUGAGCGCAAGUUGGAAGGAUUGGGCUAGCAAGCUAUAUGAUGCUCUAUGGGCAUAUCACAUAGCAUACAAAACUCCAAUUGGCGCUUCACAGUACAUUUUAGUUUAUGGAAAAUCUUGUAAUGUUCCUGUUAAGCUUGAACACAUGGCAUAUUGGGCAAUCAAGAAGCUCAACAUUGAUAUGGAUCUAGCUGGGGAAAAAUGGAUGUUUAAACUAAAUGAGCUAGAAGAGUUUCGAAUUCACGCAUAUUAG